AUGUUCAUUGUAACCAACCCUCAUCCCCCAUGUUCCAUUUGUAACCCCCUGUAUUCCAUUGUAACCAACCCUCACCCCCCGUAUUCCAUUGUAACCAACCUCAUCCCUCCGUAUUCCAUUUUAUAUAAGCAUUCCCGCUCUCGCGGAUCGACUAUGCCCUGCCGAAGGUCAAAAACAAAAUCUGCAAUGAGCAAUGCAUCUACAAGCGAUAAUAGAAAAAGAAAAUCCCAAGAUUCUUUUACACAAAAUUGUGUACGUGUGCCAAAAAAAAAAAACUCUUUCUGUCUGUCUCUCUUUUUCUCAUGCCCACCCCACUUUCCAGCUGUAUGUAAAUUGGAAAUGAGGGUCUCUCUCUUCUCUCUCUCUCUCUCUCUCUCUCUGACUGGAGACAGCUGCUGGGUUCUCUUAGAGAAUCAGUUUAUUUCAAUUGCUGGUGAUUCCUUGAUUGAAAGUAGUUCGAUAAUCCCAACACUCGAAGAACUUCAUACUGCCGGAACCAGUACGCGUUCGACCCCAUCUGAACUCUUUGGGGGCUCCCAGUUUCGCUUCCAAAAUCAUUUUAUCACCCCUACUCGGCAUUCACCUCUGCCCAAGCUGAAUUGGGCAGACUCGAAAGAGGUAUGGCGAGUUAUGAUCGAAAAAGAACUACAUUAUGCCAAAGAUCCGUCAAUGUUGGAAAGGCAUCCAUCGUUGCAGGCAAAAAUGAGAACCAUUCUCUUGGAUUGGUUAAUUGAGGUGUGUGAAGUCUAUAAACUACAUCGUGAGACUUACUAUCUUGCUCAUGAUUUCAUUGAUCGUUAUUUAACCAAAGAGAGAGAUAUUAUCAAACAUCAACUUCAGCUGAUUGGAAUUACAGCGUUAUUUAUUGCAGCAAAACUGGAGGAAAUCUACCCACCCAAAUUGGCUGAUUUUGCAUAUGUAACAGAUGGAGCCUGUUCAGAAAGUGAAAUAUUGGAUCAAGAAUUAAUUAUGUUACAGUUGGUUGACAUUUGCAUGUUGGAUAUUAGCAGCUUGAAUUAUAGCAACAGUGUGAUUGCAGCCUCGGCUCUUUACCACAAAUCCUCAUCAAAUGUGGUUCUCAGUGUAUCAGGACUUACAAUGGCUGACCUACUACCCUGCAUCAGAUGGAUGGAACCCUAUGCUCUGACUGUCCAAGAAGCUGGGCCUGUUGAAUUAAAGUUCUUUCCAACAGUUCACAUAGAUGACAGUCACAACAUACAAACACAUGCUGUUGAUUUGGAACUGUUGGAGAAAGCACAUACAAGAAGAGAAUUGGAAGCUGCAAAGUGUGACAACAUUCAGACAGGUGCAGAAAUGAAUUUGCUUACUCCACCUUUGAGUGACAAAAAGGGCAACUCUUGUGAUAAUCUCAUGUGUUCGUCUUCAACACCAAAAAGCAAGCAUUCUGAAACCACAUCAAAUUCCUCUCCUUGA
Messenger RNA from Acanthosepion pharaonis, 1434 nucleotides. The record is from the annotation of a GenBank genome assembly. Lineage: Eukaryota; Metazoa; Mollusca; Cephalopoda; Sepiida; Sepiidae.